CCCGCCCCUAGAUCCUUUGUGACGUCACAAGGCGGAAGUGGCCCUGUCAGUUUCAAAGUGAAUCUCCCGCCCUCUGGCCGACUCUUCAUCCUGGGAGGGAGACAGAGAUGGGAGGAGGGGAAAUUGGUCACUUGUAGCAACUGGAGUGAAUGCAGGGAGGGAGCUGCCUCCGCAAACUCAGAGUAUUUGAAAAUCGGAAGACUGAAGUUUCAAAAUCAACGGAUGAAGGGCUUAUGCCCGAAACAUUGACCCUCCUGCUCCUCGGAUGCAGCCUGACCUGCUGUCCUUUUCCAGCGCCACAUUUUUCGACUGACUGUCCAGCAUCUGCAGUCCUCACUUUGAUGUCAAUGUCUGACAGUCACUCAAUCCAUCGGGACCGCAACGAUUUUUGACUGUGAUUUCUGUGAGAAGGAUCAACGCUUUUUGGUUCCUGUUUGAGGAUGUUUUCAGCAUCAGUGGGACUGGACGAGAGACCCCACUGUUGCAGUGCACUGUGCGUGGAGCCUGAAACAGGAAUACGGCCUGGGAAGGCAUUUCACGGCAGGGAGGGGCUCAACACGUGUUUGUAUGCAGCUGACGCUGUGGCCAUGCAGAAAUCUGAGGAAUCCCACCCCGUGGACAAACGAUGGAAGUGUGGUGACUGUGGGAAAGCCUUCCGUUUCCCGUCUGUCCUGGAGACUCAUCGGCGCAGUCACACCGGGGAGAGGCCAUUCCCCUGCACCGACUGCGGGAAGUCCUUCAGCACAUCCUCCCACCUGCUGACCCACCAGCGGAUCCACACGGGGGAGAGGCCGUUCACCUGCUCUCAGUGCGGGAAGGGCUUCAGGUAUUCCGCCCAUCAGCUGAUCCACCGGCGGGUCCACACGGGGGAGAGGCCCUUCAGUUGCCCCGAGUGCGGGAAGUGCUUCAGCACUUCUUGGAAUCUGCUGACCCACCAGCAUGUCCACACGGGGGAGAGGCCGUUCACCUGCUCUCAGUGCGGGAAGGGCUUCACCUGCUCCUCCAACCUGCAGAGCCACCAGCGG
Messenger RNA from Chiloscyllium plagiosum (whitespotted bambooshark), 1025 nucleotides. Lineage: Eukaryota; Metazoa; Chordata; Chondrichthyes; Orectolobiformes; Hemiscylliidae. The record is from RefSeq and is a predicted model, not a curated record.